AUGGCUCCAAGUAUACCUAAUCCCGAUCUUGAUUCUCCUCUAUGUCGUUGUUGUGGUGAAGAUUACCCAGGUAGAAAUACGACUCGACUGAUUUGUGACCCAUGUCAAUGGAAUAAGGACAACCCAACCGGCAUCAACAAAAUGGUACCUUGUCUUUUCUGCUCAGCCCAGUUUGAGGUCCUCAACACUCGAUUGUGUGGUCGAUGCAAGAAAAAUCCAAAGGCAGUUGCGUUUCUUAAUCAAGCCUCUGGGCCAGAUCUCAAUCCAGCAUCUUGUCCAUCACCAGCUAAAUCAAUCAUGUCGCCAAACAAUCUCAGUUCUCAACACUGCUUUAUCUCACCAUCCAAGACAUCUAUCACCUCAAGUUAUCAACCUUUGAUCCAUUCCAGAUCUUCACUUACCUCAAGCUCUCACACAUUGGCACCGCUUGCACUCAACACGGCUACACCCGCCUCAGCUCAUUAUGGAAUGCAAGUUGAGAAUAGUGUUCAAAGAGCAAUUGCACAGGCUAAUGAGCUUCAAUCUCGCCAACGUCAACUGCAAAUUUCUAAUUAUCAAAGGGGAGCUGUUCCAUACCCAUCCAAUCCUGAAGCCAGAGGAUCUGCAAGAUCAAAGAUGAAGAGAGGAUUGGAAUCAAAGCAACAAAAAACCACUGGAUUUAUAAAGAUCAACCUUGCUUAUAUUCUUAAUUCUGAACUCAUUGAAACUGAAUUAAUUGGUUCAAGCUUUGAUUAUGAUCUCUCAAAGACACAUUGGAUGCUUGAUUUGACUACCGAGGUCUGUGAUUACUUUAGAGAUCAUCCAACUUUUCCCUCACCUCAACAAGUAUCUGAGCUUGAACUUCAUAGCCUACCACCUUAUUAUAAAGACUGGUACUACCUAGGCGAAUUAGGCAGGGGUAACUGUUUACCUAAUUGGAUUACCAAAAAUUACCUUUGUUGCAGGUUGACUUCUGGACGUGCUUGCGAGAAGUUUGUGUUAAUUUAUGAUGCAAAUCAAUAUUUGACAUCAACAGGCAAGAGAAAUGUUGCAAAUGAGGUCCUGGACUUGCCAAUUCAGUCUUCUGCUUGUCCACAAAGCAUGUCACUACGAUCACAUUCUAUGAAAAGAAAAUCUGUUCAUAAGUCUUCAGCUGCUAUUUCUUCGGAUUCAGAAUCCUCAGUAGUUCUGCAAGAAUCAAACAACUCCAACUCAAUUGAUGAUCUUGACUAUACACCUCGUCCAAAAAGAGCCUUGAAUGUAAAACGUCCUAAAUCUAACAUGCAAUCUAUCGAGACUCGGACAUCACCUCCGACUGUACUAUCAAAAGCAACUCAGACCUUCAGCCAAGUCAUUGAUGAUCGUGUUGAUAUUUUGUGUCCUGAACCACUUCAUCAAGUUAUGAACAAGCUUAUUGAUGAUUCUCCGGGUGGUGAAAGGAAUCUUCCUAUUGUCACAAAGGCUCAGAACUGUUUAAGUCCUAGCUGGAAAUUGGGUUCAAUGCUUACAAUCAUUACAAAGGAUUUGGACUCAAAUAAUAUAAAUCUACAUGCAAUUGAGCAGCUUACCUUUGAAAAAUCAGAGGUAGUUUAUUCCGUUGAUCGUUCUGCUUUCAUUGGGUCCGGGGCUUUCAUGAAUUGCUAUGAAGCAAAGGUCUUGAUUGAUGGCCAAGCUCAAGAGAUGGUUGCCAAGCAGGAAUUGGAUGCAAACAUGACUCUUGAAAGCUAUCAAGCUUUGGCUCAGCGCUAUCUUGAAGCAGAAAGAAGCAUCAAUAUGUUCAAGAUGGCAAUUGAGGCCAACUCGGGCAAUAUUCCAUAUAAUGUGUGCAAUCAUUGUGAUAAAAUACGAAAUUUCAUUGUACAUCGAGGACACACAGAUGAUCCUGGUCCAAAGGAGAUUUAUUUAUUUGAGGAGAAGAUCAAAGGGAAAUUUGUCAAAUACUUUGGUAAUCUAUUCUUUUCAAUUGACGAGGAAAAGGAAAACAAGACCAUCUAUCAAAUUAUGCACACAUUAUCACAUAAAACAUAUCAUGACAAUCAUGGUAGAUGGAUGAUUUCAGACCUUCAAGGAAAUGAAGAAGGCCUUCUCACAGACAUGGCAAUCAUUGAUCAAGAAUAUCCGUGGACUAUGGGAAACACCAACCGGCUUGGCCUGAUUGGAUUUCGUCUCACAGCUAAAUGUAACUUUUUGUGUAAAAAACUUGGCCUCCCAGAUCCUCGAAGUGCCAGAUACCCUAAGGUUGUGAAUGGCAUGGUGGGAGCAGGUACGGAGAGUGAGUUCCUUGUGCUGGACUCUGAUGCUGAGCGCUCGUGGGAAUUGCUGUGUGGUGCCCGUACCCUUUCUACAUAA
Melampsora larici-populina 98AG31 is the source of this 2328-nucleotide messenger RNA. RefSeq lists its product as uncharacterized. The record is from RefSeq and is a predicted model, not a curated record. NCBI's taxonomy places the organism in Eukaryota, Fungi, Basidiomycota, Pucciniomycetes, Pucciniales, Melampsoraceae. The transcript is spliced from 7 exons. Gene Ontology annotation, molecular function: protein serine/threonine kinase activity; ATP binding. The coding region runs from base 1 to 2328 and encodes 775 amino acids. Gene Ontology annotation, biological process: protein phosphorylation.